GGUGGAGGGCGGAGGAGAUAGAUAGCACGCUUGCGCGGCUGUCAUAGGGCUGCUUGGUUGGUCAGUGGGGAGUCGGCGCCUGCGUACUAAGACCCGUGUGCAGCAGCGGCGGCGGCGGUAGAGGCGGCGGCGGCGGCGGCAGCAGGCUCUGAGGCAGCGGUUGGGCUCGCCGCGAGUGAACGGGGUCGAGUCAGUGCAUUCGCGCGAGUUGGAAUCGAAGCCUCUUAAAAUGGCAGAUGAUUUGGACUUCGAGACAGGAGAUGCAGGGGCCUCAGCCACCUUCCCGAUGCAGUGCUCAGCAUUACGUAAGAAUGGCUUUGUGGUGCUCAAAGGCCGGCCAUGUAAGAUUGUGGAGAUGUCAACCUCCAAGACUGGCAAGCACGGCCAUGCCAAGGUCCAUCUGGUUGGUAUUGACAUCUUUACUGGGAAGAAAUAUGAAGAUAUCUGCCCGUCAACUCAUAAUAUGGAUGUCCCCAACAUCAAAAGGAACGAUUUCCAGCUGAUUGGCAUCCAGGAUGGGUAUCUAUCACUGCUCCAAGACAGCGGGGAGGUGCGAGAGGACCUCCGUCUGCCUGAGGGAGAUCUUGGCAAGGAGAUUGAGCAGAAGUACGACUGUGGAGAAGAGAUACUGAUCACGGUGCUGUCUGCCAUGACAGAGGAGGCAGCUGUUGCAAUCAAGGCCAUGGCAAAAUAACUGGCUCCCAGGGUGGCUGUGGUGGCAACAGUGAUCCUCCAGCCUGCAGAGGCCCCCUCCCCCAGCCUGGCCCAGCUCUGGCCCGGCCCUUGGCUGGACUCCUCCUACACGAUUUAUUUGACAUUUUAUUUUGGUUUCCCCUACACCCUCAAUCUGUCGGGGAGCCCCUGCCCUUCACCCUGCUCCCUUGGCCAGGAGUGAGUGAACCAUGGCCUUGGUGAAGCUGCCCUCCUCUUCUCCCCUCGCACUACAGCCCUGGUGGGGGAGACCGGGUGGGUGCUGCUUGUGGUUUAGGUUUGUUUUGGAUUUUUUUUUUUUUUUUGGAUUUUUUUUUUUUUUUUUUAAUUCAAUCUGGAAUCAGAAAGCUGUGGAUUCUGGCAAAUGUUCCUUGUGCCCUUCCCCCACUCAUCCCUGGUCUGGUCCCUUAUUCCCCAAUAGCCCUUUUUCCCAAGCACCACCCCCACAGACUGGGGACCAGCCCCCUCCCCUGCCUAUGUCUCUCCCCAAAUCCCUUUAGAUGGGAAGGGAAGAGGAGGAGAGGGGAGGGGACCUGCCCCCUCCUCAGGCAUCUGGGAGGGCCCUGCCCCCAUGGGCUUCACCCUUUCCUGCGGGCUCUCUCCCCGACACAUUUGUUAAAAAUCAAACCUGAAUAAAACUACAAGUUUAAUAUGAA
Mesoplodon densirostris (Blainville's beaked whale) is the source of this 1367-nucleotide messenger RNA. RefSeq names its product eukaryotic translation initiation factor 5A (gene EIF5A). NCBI's taxonomy places the organism in Eukaryota, Metazoa, Chordata, Mammalia, Artiodactyla, Ziphiidae. The record is from RefSeq and is a predicted model, not a curated record. The transcript is spliced from 6 exons. Bases 230 to 694 code for a protein of 154 amino acids. Gene Ontology annotation, molecular function: ribosome binding; RNA binding; translation elongation factor activity. Gene Ontology annotation, biological process: positive regulation of translational termination; positive regulation of translational elongation.